GUUUCCGUACAACACCCAGUGCUCAUCCCAACAGGUGGGAGGGCGGUAAUUUCUACCUGAGAAAGUUGAAUACUGGAACAUGGAAAUCUAGCUACAGUGGUGCAAGUUGCCUCAUAUUUCUACAUGAGAUCUGACCUUCUAGCCCCUUCAUUUCCUAUGACAAGCCCUCAGAGCAAGCAGUUCUCCAGUUUAUCACUCAAAUAAUCCAGCUGAUUUGGUUUCUUUACUUCAGUCUAGAUUCUCUUGACCUUGACCAACUCCAUUCUUCAUUCUCCUCAGGGAAGUGGAGAAGUACUUUUUUGUGUUACUUUUCUGAAUGUUCCUUGUAAAUCAUUCUUGGUAAUGCUUUUUCUCUUUGUACGCUCAAUUUAGGCUUGUCUACGCACUGUAUUUUAUCUGACUCGUGCAAUUAAGUCUUCUCGUUUAUCUUCGAUGUAACUUAGGAAAGUUCCUCUUGUUAAUCAGAUUCUCUGUCACGAAAGUUACACACUUCAGCAUUGCCCAUGCCCGCCUAAGGGAUUGGCAGUGUCUCACCAGAGAGCCCGUCAGCAUUUCUCAAUCCCCUUAUAGUAAUGAAAAUAAAAUGAAAUUUAAGUAAAUAGCCAAUCCAAUCACCUUGUAAGCAUUUCACUAACUGGAUGAGAACACUUUUUGAUAUACUUAGUCUGUCAUUUUUAAGUUUCCUGCAAAGACUUCCUGCAGGACUUGCAACAUUACCUGUCCUUAAAGUAUUUGAAGAACUUUAUCCUAGGGUGCAGUCUACAGCUUGUCAUUGUCAAAGUCAUAGUAGACGUAUAAACGUGAAUGCCAGAAAAAGUUUAACGUCUUCAGGAUAAUACUUAGAACAUUUACGUUACAGUAACUUUCAAAUCAGUAAAAAUCUUAAUCACAAAAACUUCACCGCCAGUGGACAAAUGAAUUCUUCCUUAUUUCCACCUAGCCUUUAACAGAGGCUUGAUAGCCUUGAAAGCUGUCAUGUGGCCAACCAGUAUAAGAAGUAUACUUAUUUUUAUACCUCUGCAGUUUUGAGCAAAUUCAUAUAGCCCAACAAAAUGCAGACCAAAAAAUUACACCGUAAAGUUAUGAUUUCUGUUUAAACUGCAACACGAUAGAUUUUAGCCUGUUGCUAAUCCGCAUGGUAGGACUUUAUGGUCUGGAAUGUUUGCUGUAAUCUGUCUUCCUCUGCAUCCUGCUUUAUCUGUGCAUUUCAUAACUGACUGAACCUAUCCCUCUGACUUAAUGUCAGUAUUUACCAUCUCGGUGUUGUCAGUCCUGUUGGCAUUUCAGAAAUUCUCAUUAAUUUUGAGGUAUUUUUUACUCUGUGGGAGGUAUUUUAUAUACUUCACCAAACCACAACUCUAACUCAUAAGUCAAAUCAAAUUAAGCCCAGUACACUUCCUGCAGUCUCAACCCCGAUACAUUUACAAGCAGAAUGAGGAGGUGAUGAGACACUCCUUUAUUUCUUGCUGCCCUUCCAGUCUGCCCUUGGAUCACUACGCAUUUCCAUCUGGAAGGUUGCUUCUCCACAGUGAUUUCGCAUUACAGGAGGGUUUUCCUUCUUUGUUUCUCAGACCUGGUCCUGUAGACGGGAAGGAGCCUGGACACAGUGACACAUUCACAAAGGCCCUGCAGGACCACCAUGGCUUAUGAUGACUCCGUGAAGAAAGAAGAUUGCUUUGAUGGUGAUCACAGCUCUGAGGACACGGGACUAGCUGCUGGCCGAAGCCAACGAGAAAAGAAACGUUCUUACAAAGACUUUUUAAGGGAAGAGGAAGAAAUCGCUGCUCAGGUCAGAAAUUCUUCCAAGAAGAAGUUAAAGGAUAGCGAACUUUAUUUCUUGGGGACGGACACGCACAAGAAGAAGAGGAAGCACUCCUCCGAUGAUUACUACCAUGGAGAUAUUUCGUCUUUGGAAUCGUCACAGAAGAAAAAGAAGAAGUCCAGCCCGCAGUCUGCCGAUACAGCCAUGGAUCUGUUGAAAGCUAUCACUUCCCCGCUGGCAACAGGCUCCAAGCCCUCCAAAAAGACAGGGGAGAAAUCCUCCAGUUCUUCAAGUCAUUCAGAGAGUAAAAAGGAACACCACAGGAAGAAAGUAAGUGGAAGCGGUGGGGAGCUGUCCCUGGAGGAUGGCGGUUCCCACAAAUCAAAAAAAAUGAAACCGCUCUAUGUGAACACAGAGACACUGACUCUUCGGGAGCCCGAUGGCUUAAAGAUGAAGCUCAUUCUCUCGCCAAAGGAGAAGGGAGGCAGCUCGGUUGAUGAGGAGUCUUUUCAGUACCCCUCUCAACAAGCGACGGUGAAAAAAUCCUCUAAGAAAUCAGCUCGGGAUGAGCAAGGUGCUUUACUCCUAGGACACGAGUUACAGAGCUUUCUGAGAACAGCCCGGAAGAAGCACAAGUCUGCCUCGGACCCACAUUCCCCUCCUGGCCCCGAAGGCGGUGGGUCGGACGCCUCCCAGUUCCCAGACUCCCACAGCGCUGACCUUGAUCUUUCAGGACUUGAACCUAUUCUGGUAGAAUCAGACUCGUCCUCUGGUGGGGAGCUAGAGGCUGGGGAGCUGGUGAUAGAUGAUUCCUACCGGGAAGUCAAGAAGAAGAAGAAGUCAAAGAAGAGCAAAAAGAAGAAGGACAAGGAGAAGCAUAAAGAGAAGCGACACUCCAAGUCCAAGAGAAGUUCGGGACUUUCGGCCGCAGCAGCGGGAGAGGCCCCAGUGGCUCCCGGCCCUCCUCCCAGCGCCCCGCACGCUGGGGCGGCUGCCCCUCCCCCCCCACUGCCCAGCCUCCACACAGACGGGCAUGGUGAGAAAAAGAAGAAAAAAGAGGAGAAAGACAGAGAGAGAGAGAGAGGAGAAAAGCCAAAAAAGAAGAACAUGUCUGCCUACCAGGUGUUCUGUAAAGAGUAUCGUGUAACCAUCGUGGCUGACCAUCCAGGUAUAGACUUCGGGGAACUUAGUAAAAAACUGGCUGAGGUGUGGAAGCAGUUGCCAGAAAAAGACAAACUGAUUUGGAAGCAAAAAGCUCAGUAUCUGCAACACAAACAGAACAAAGCAGAAGCUACAACUGUGAAAAGAAAAGCCUCCUGCUCGGAAGUUCCCGUGAAAGUAAAAGCUUCCUCUGCAGGAGUACUGUCUCCCCAGAAGAAAUCCCCACCCACCACCAUGCUGUUACCAGCCUCGCCAGCCAAAGCCCCUGAGACAGAGCCCAUUGAUGUCGCUGCUCAUCUACAGCUGCUGGGAGAGUCCCUAAGCCUCAUUGGACACCGCCUGCAGGAAACCGAGGGCAUGGUGGCUGUGUCAGGCAGUCUGUCAGUGCUUCUGGAUUCCAUCAUCUGUGCGCUUGGCCCCUUGGCGUGUCUGACCACACAACUACCUGAACUGAACGGCUGUCCCAAGCAGGUCUUGUCAAACACACUAGACAACAUUGCUUACAUCAUGCCUGGACUGUGACCUCGAGGAGUCCCGGGACAGAGACCUCAUCCAACCCCAUUGCUGGUUUGUGUAUAUGUGGAUGCGCCAGAUCACUGGUCUCCGGGUGUAGGUUUUAAAUUUUUAUAUAUAUAUAUACAUAUAUAUAUAUACAUAUAUAUAUAAUGUACAAUAUAUACAUAGGACUGUAACUACUUUGCUUUUAAUAAUUUUAUGAAAUGGCAAAGGUUUAGCCAAGAGGAAACCUUGGCAUGAAUAUGGACUUGGGAUUCUUUUUUCUCCUGUGGUGGAUAAAUCUGCCUUAAAAAUCAAUGUAACUUGGGGGCUGGGGGCUUGUUCUGGGUGCCAAGGGCAUCUCUUUAUGGACAGCUAAAAAUGUGAUUUUUUUCCAAACUCAGCUGUACCUCCAGACCCAUCACUGACCACUUGCCUUACCUGUCUCACAGUCUGAAGUAUAAUAGGGAAGAUUAUGGGAAGAUGCCAGUUGACUGAGAGAGUACAAAGCCUUUCAACUUGAAGUGACCUAGGCAGGAGGUGAUAAAAUCGUUCCCAUCUUCCAGUCACUGCAGUGGCUUAGGUGAACUUCAUAGGGGGUUCAUUCCGUUUCCUGCUCUACCGGUGUCUGUGUCUCAAAAUUUAUUGUAAUCAUUGGUACCAUUAGCAGCCUCAGUAGGGGCCGAGGAGUUACGUGAGCCCCAGCAGCGUGAAACACCUUGGAGAGGGUAAAGCUGUGACUGCACAAGUUGAACAUACAUUGUGAGCUGACCCAGAAUAUUCCAUCUGCAGAACUAAUUGCUGGUAUCUUCCAUUGGCAGCAUUUGCUUAGCCGCCGAGUCCUCACAGGUUUUGCUGCUUAGUUGCUUGAUGGUUGUGGAAGAUGAACUUGGCCCAGCGUGAUUCUUGGGUUCAUCCAAUUGGCUCCCCUGGUGGGCAGAUACCCAGUGUUCUGCAUUCCACACAUAAGUGAAUUGCAAAAAAGUACUCGAUUCUCAUGUAGGUUUAUUUAUGUGCGCGUGUGAAUGUGUGUUUUAAUUAUGUGUAUUUAACUCUUUAAAAUCUCUUAGAUUUUAAUUUAUCCUGUAAAUUUCUGUAUAUAUAAUUUAAUAACAAAAGCCUCCACCAGCAACAGCACGUGGAAGACACAGAUUUGUCAUUUCUUCCCUCCUUCUUUCUUCUGAUCUCCACUGAAAACUCCCAAGUCAUUUACAUUUUAAGGUAUCAUGCCUCAAAAAGGAAUCAUUAUGUCAGGAUUCUAAUUCUUUAUAAUUCAAUAAUGUCAAGAAAGUAAAAUUAAAAGGAAUGUUACCAUUCCCAGCUGCCCACUUUUCCAAAGAACCAGACUUCUGCUUCCCAGUUCCGAAGAAGACAGCUGAACGCUUGAGGGUUGUUUUCCAACUGGGUGUGAGGUUCCCUGCCAAAACUAAGCACCGGGGGAACUGCGCUUUCUUCCCCUGGCCGAGGCACAGCACUACAGCAUCUAAGUAGAUCUUCGAGGACCCUUCAGCCAGCCUGCAUCCUACUUAAUCCCUUCCCUUCUCCCCACCCGAGGGGUCGCAGGGCUUUGUUUCCUGAAGGUGCUCUAGCUGCUGAUUGGCCCUCAGCUCAGAGCCGUGGGGAAGUUUAAUUGGGGAGACGGAAGGAAAUGGGUGUGUUUGGGAACCAAAAUCAAGAAGAGCAGAUCUGGGUUUGAUUCCUUGUGUCAGACCCUGUGCCACUCCUCAUCUGUACCGUGGAAGCUUCCUGUUUGACACAGGGUAUCAAGGAGGGGCCUUGAAGACCAGGAUUAGUAGGAAAGAAGUCAGUCAGUCCUACCAUUGUCAUUUGUGCACAUGAAUGAAAUCCUGAUGAGGACCUGCUUUUUGUUGGUUUGUUUUCCUUUAAAACCCAACCCUAUUGUAUUUGUAUUUAAAUUUGUACACAUUUGUAUGAUAAUCUGUACCUUGUGGUAUUUGGUACUAUUAGAGGAAAAACUUUGGAUUCAGACCUUCUUGCAGUUUUUAUAUCAUUGUUUUAUUUUGUUUUUUAAAUAAAUUCUAGUGGUUUGAUCCAAAUCCCAUUACAGUUGUAUAAAGAAAUAAAAUUUUGUACUUAUAUUAUUAAAAAUCACAUUUUUAAUAUUUGUA
Molecule: messenger RNA, 5547 nt
Organism: Herpailurus yagouaroundi (jaguarundi)
Lineage: Eukaryota; Metazoa; Chordata; Mammalia; Carnivora; Felidae
Gene: HMGXB4
Product: HMG-box containing 4
Exons: 10
Coding region: 1640-3445 (601 amino acids)
Source: RefSeq, a predicted model, not a curated record